This is a messenger RNA of Ipomoea triloba (trilobed morning glory), 2874 nucleotides long. Its product is annotated as putative receptor-like protein kinase At4g00960. The record is from RefSeq and is a predicted model, not a curated record. The transcript has 12 exons. Gene Ontology annotation, molecular function: ATP binding; protein kinase activity. Bases 782 to 2368 code for a protein of 528 amino acids. Lineage: Eukaryota; Viridiplantae; Streptophyta; Magnoliopsida; Solanales; Convolvulaceae. Gene Ontology annotation, biological process: protein phosphorylation.
GGAAGCUUCUGCAAGCCUUCUGGGACGAUAUGAUGCAGUUGCAGCUCAGGGAAUUCUAGCAGACGACUAUGAAUGCUGGUCUGAAUGUCUGAUCUGUGUGUUCUCCUAAUCUUGAUUUUAGUUUUUAUGGAUUCCCUGAAAUGGAUUGGUUUCCAAAUCUUAAGAAAAAUGAAGGGAAGGAAGCCCAAACGUUAUGAAAACUCUGAUUCGGAAGAAAUUAAUUUUCCGGAGGAGUCUGUAGAGUAUGAUUUCAUCACUAUUCAGAAUGCCACAAAUAAUUUCUCCGAAACAACCAAGAUAGGAGAAGGAGGUUUUGGUGUUGUAUACACGGGUACAUUUGAGGAUGGACAACAAGUUGCUGUGAAGAGGUUGUCUAAAAAUUUAAAGGGAGGUAGUCAAGAAUUUAAAAAUGAGUUCGCUUUAAUGGUCAAGUUUCAACACAGGAAUUUGGUCAAGCUUCUUGGUUUUAGCUUGGAAGGGAAAGAAGUGUUUCUGGUAUAUGAAUUUGUUCCCAAUGGCAGCCUUGACAAUUUUUAUAUGGUAAUAGAUCUCAAACAUGCCUUUCACUUUGAUUUGAGAAUUUGAUAGACGCCACGCCUUUCUAGUUAGAUGUUGACAUGCAGAUUCUGUAAAACGUGAAUGUUUGGGUUGGGAGAGACGUUACAAAAUAAUAGAAUGCAUUGCCAGAGGGCUUAUCUAUCUGCACGAAGGCUCUCGUACUCGCAUUAUUCAUUGUAAUCUCAAAGCUAGUAAUAUUUUACUAGAUGAAGAACUAAACCCAAUGAUUGUGGACUUUGACAUGGCCAAGUUGUUUGCUUUAGACAAAAUCCAUGACUCGACAAGCAUAAUCAUGAGAACCAGCAGAUAUAUGGCACCUGAGUAUGUGUUGCAGGGUGAAAUUUCUGUUAAAUCAGACGUAUAUAGUUUUGGAAUGCUAAUUCUAGAAAUUGUAAGUGGACAUAGGAUUUCUAGUUUUCAAAAUGGAGAAUCUACAAAUGACGACCUUUUAAGCUAUGCUUGGACACAUUGGAAAGGUGGGUCCACUUCAAAUGUGAUAGAUCCAAUGUUAAGAGGUAUAUCAACUCCAGUGCAUGAGAUUACAAAAUGCAUCCACAUUGCCUUGCUGUGUGUUCAAGAAAGUGUUCCAGAUAGACCAAAAAUGAUUGAAGUUCUUCAAAUGCUAAAUAAUUUAUCUAUAAGGCUUCCAGAACCCCUAGACCCUGGACUUUUUAUUUGUGGCAGCUUCAGUUCAGAGGCUUCAAGCCAGUUUACCAAAAAUGUGAAGUCAAUUAGUGAUCAAUAUGUCAGGAAAAUGCAGAAGAAGGCCAAAAGCUAUGCGAAGAAUGUGGAUGAAUCUGGCUCAAGUAUUGAAAUUAGUCCUGUGGAGUCUCAUAUAAUAAAAUAUGAAUUGAUUACCAUACAAAACGCAACAAAUAAAUUCUCUAAAGCAAACAAUUUAAGACGAGGGAGAUAUGGGUCCAUAUACAAGGGAAAACUUGAAAAUGGACUAGAAGUUGCUGUGAAGAGGUUAUCGGAAUAUUCAACGCAUGGUAAUUUAGAAUUUAAAAAUGAGGUGACUUUAAUAGCUAAGCUUCAACACAGGAAUUUGGUAAGGCUAUUUGGUUAUUGCCAAGAAGGAAGAGAAAUAAUUCUUGUCUAUGAAUUUCUUCCCAAUGGUAGCCUUGACGAAUUUUUAUUUGAUCGUAUAAAAUGUGGAUAUUUGGAUUGGGGGAGACGUUACAAAAUAAUAGAAAGCAUUGGCAAAGGGCUUGUUUAUCUGCACGAAGAUUCUCGUCUUCGCAUUGUUCAUCGCGAUGUCAAAGUUCGUAACAUUUUACUUGAUGCAGAUUUGAACCCAAAAAUUGCAGACUUUGACCUUGCCUGGUUCUUUGCUUCGGACGAAACUCACUGUGAAUACCAACCUGUGAUGGGAACUUUUGGAUAUUUGGCACCGGAAUAUUUACAAAAGGGUGAACUUUCUAUUAAAACAGACGUAUAUAGUUUUGGAGUGUUAGUCUUGGAAAUUAUAUGCGGACAAAAAUGUUUUGAUGUACUAAAUGAAAGAACUAUUGGACGUUUCCUUACAAGUUAUGCUUGGAAACAAUGGAUAAAUGGGUCUCCUUCAAAUAUAAUACAUCCAAUGUUGAGAGGUGUAUCAAGUCCAGUGGAUGAUAUAAUUAAAUGCAUCCAAGUUGCUUUGCUGUGUAUUCAAGUAAAGGCCGAAGAUAGACCAACAAUGAGUGAAGUUGUUCAAAUGCUAAGUAACUUAUCUAUGAGUCUUCCAGUACCAUUAGCCCCGCCUGGUGAUGACUCCAUUUCUAAACCCUUUUUGCCCCCUCUUUCAUCUAUUUUUGUAGUUAAGUGUUGAUACUUGAGUGAGAUUUGUUACUUGGUUGUGUGCUUUUGUGGUUAUAGGUGAAAUUCUUCACAACGAGUGAUAAAGGAAGCAUUUUGGAAAGCUUUGGAUCAAUUUUGGUAGCUUAGGAUCCCACUCAAGGAGGGAGAGGAGCAGCGGAGUGCAAAAUGGAGCAGGAAAAAUUACUAAAAAAUGAAAUGGGUACUGACAUGGCUGUGUCCCUACCCGUUUUGGUCUGCACUAAAGCUGAUCACCGAAAUGGGUACUAACAUGGCCAUGUCCCUACCCGUUUUGGUCUGCACUGUCCUGUUUUUAGCGAAUUUCUGCUGCAAUUUUGAAGAUUAUGAACCCUAGCUAGUGUAGAACUUCUCUCUCUUAUUUUCCAUAGCAAAUAUUAGCUUAGAAUAGCUUAGAUCUACAUUAGAGAACACAUUGCAAGCUUUAUUUUGUGGAUUUGGAAGGGAUUCCACCAACUUUCUUCAACAUUUAAUAGUAAAGUUCUCAUUUCCUCUUCUUCA